CCAAGGCGCUGUCGGUGGCGCACAUUCCUCAGCGUCCGCAGCGCCAACUGGCGCGAUUUAUCGUCCAGGCCAUCGAGUAUAGCAACGAAGUCGUGGUGCAAGUGUACAAUCCAGCAGAUUCCCGGACGUGGUGCUUUCCGUCUACGUCCAACCAGCUACGUGACUUGCAUGCGUUGAUUCACACUUUGCGAGUUGUUUCCGUUCUACCCCACGGCCAGUACACGGUCGUGCCAUCAAGCGAUGUCGACCAACUCCUGCAAUCGCAUGUCGUUGUCGAGCUCCAGCGUCACAUUCGACGAAAACUUGCCCAGCAACGCGUCCAAGAUCUCGCCAUCCAUCAGUGGCUGCGUUUGCAAGUCAAGAACCGAUAUCAAUACGUGCAUGGUCCAUCAGGGCUGUGGCGCGACGCGUCAAAGCCCCGCAUGCUACGCAACGCAACGCCUGUGAAUGCCAUGCGAGAAUGGUACUUCGUGCUCAAUUACACCCAUACCAGAGUGCCGUACGCGCACUACAUCUACCCUCGACGCGCUGCCAUCUCGCGCAAGUCCCAGGUCGAUGCGGCUAUGCUUAUCCAAACGUGGCUUCGCAACCAAGGACACAAUCGACGCCUCUUUGACUGCGUCCGCUCCAUGAUCAACCUGCACCAAUUUCACGUGCGGUGGCAAGUGCAGAGCCAAGGCCCGCCAACUCCCCACAUCACACGACUUUUGCUCUAUAAAGCGAUGUGGUUGCACCUCUUUCACGCCGACGUAGCUGGCGCGGCGCCUCUCUACGACGACGUAGCACGCUUGUUCGUGUGGCACGACGGGGUUCCGCCGUCCGAAGUGGCUCUCGUACUUUGUGUCUGCGCGGUCUUUUGGCUUGCGACUUGUCAUGACGAGAGUUCCAUAGGCCGACGGCAGCUAGCCUUGACAUACUUGGGCAAAUACCGACCGCAGCUCGAUGCUGCAGACGUUGCUUCUUCCACUAGAGGAUUCCAUCAAUAAACGUCCGCAAG
Molecule: messenger RNA, 997 nt
Organism: Aphanomyces invadans
Lineage: Eukaryota; Oomycota; Saprolegniomycetes; Saprolegniales; Verrucalvaceae
Exons: 6
Source: RefSeq, a predicted model, not a curated record